Messenger RNA from Spodoptera litura, 3125 nucleotides. Its product is annotated as pH-sensitive chloride channel 2. The record is from RefSeq and is a predicted model, not a curated record. Gene Ontology annotation, cellular component: membrane. Gene Ontology annotation, molecular function: extracellular ligand-gated monoatomic ion channel activity; transmembrane signaling receptor activity. Gene Ontology annotation, biological process: monoatomic ion transmembrane transport. Lineage: Eukaryota; Metazoa; Arthropoda; Insecta; Lepidoptera; Noctuidae.
GCAAAACGUUGCGGCUGAUUGUCCGAGCUUGACUGAUGGCGACAACUACACACAAUCAGAGUUCCUAUCCCGGCUGGCCAACCAGUGCCGCUAUGAUCGACUGCUGCUGCCUACCUACACCACUGGUGACGUAGUGUAUGUGCAUGCUAGCGCCUACGUCUACUUCAUACAGCCCGCCGAGGCUCAUGACUUGAACUUCAAACUUCAUUUUCUGCUUCAACUUCGAUGGACCGAUCCACGGUUAGCGUACAAAUUAUUCUCACCGGACAGGUUAAAGAUUAUCGGUGAAAGUGAUUUAAGAGAAAGGAUAUGGGUUCCACAUCUAUACAUGUCCAACGAACAGUCCUCGAGUUUGAUGGGUACGGACAGCAAAGACGUGCUGAUAUCGAUAUCACCCACCGGCGAGGUGCUGUUCAGCAGACGCAUGCAAGCUGUACUCUACUGCUGGAUGAAUUUACAAAAGUUUCCGUUCGACGAUCAAACGUGCUCAAUGAAUUUGGAGAGCUGGAAAUACAAUGCAUCCAUCUUAAGGCUAAUGUGGGAAAAAGACAGCCCAGUCCGGUUAUCGUCGGAGUUACACCUAACGGAAUAUUCUCUAUUGGAUUUUUGGACGAAUGAGUCAGUUGUUCGUGGGGAUAUUGUCAACAUGCGUCUUGGCGAAGGAAGAUCCGGAAACUAUAGUGCCUUAAAAUUCACGUUCAAACUGGGUCGUGAAGUGGGUUACUAUCUGAUGGAUUACUUUAUUCCUUCGAUGAUGAUCGUCGCUAUGUCAUGGGUCACAUUUUGGCUGCAAGCAGACGCAUCGGCACCUAGAAUAACACUAGGUACAAGCACGAUGUUAUCGUUCAUCACAUUGGCGUCCUCCCAGGCGAAAACGUUACCAAAGGUGUCCUACAUCAAAGCCAGUGAGAUCUGGUUCCUGGGUUGCAUUGGCUUUAUCUUCUCUGCAUUAGUCGAAUUCGCUUUCGUCAACACUAUUUGGCGUAGAAAGAAAGCGGUUAGUCUGAAGAAGGUGAACAGUAAAUACAUAUUGAAGAGCACGCUGACACCGCGGCUGGCUCGCAAGGAGCUGCAGAAAGAGUUGCAGGAGUCGUCGCCGCAGCUCAGCAAGUCACGGUCAUGUUCCUCGCUCAACCAGGAGACCAGUACCGACCCAGCAGGACCUGGAUACAACAACUACCUUACCGUACACAGCUUCCCAUCUGCAAUGAACCUACCGACCAUCACGACACAGAGCUUCGACGACCUAAUUGGGCAGGGAGGCAAACAGCAGAGAGGCAAUGGCAGCGAAGGUUCAGACGAGCCUCCGAAACACAACUGGACCACCAUGACCCCCCAGGAGAUCGCCACAUGGAUCGACAAACGUUCCCGAAUCAUGUUCCCACUCUUAUUCAUCGUCUUCAAUAUUUUGUACUGGACUUUUGUUUACUGCCUAUAACAGCUCAAAUAUCUCACGUUUCCAUGUGUAGCUAGUUUCGGACGAUAAUUUUAAAAGCAACUUACGGUCGUCCCCAAUGAACAGACCAUUUUUUGAGCUUUAUAGUAAAAAUUAAAUAGUUUUACAAAACUUUAGUGGCCAUAAUAUUAUUUGACGAUCAAAUUAAGAGUAAUUCUACUUCGUUAUUUGCCAAUCCGCGGAACUUGCCUUAAUGUUCUAGGUACGCGAGGUUGUAUCGAAUCGAGUCAUAAAAUAAAAUACUUUUGUACUAUCCUUUUGUAACACGCGAAUGUGAUAUCUUCAUGAAGUUAGUUAAACGAACAUAUCGCAAGGAAGUAUUUACAAUAAAUUAAAUUAUUUAUUUAUGUAAUUUCUAUUUAUCUAGAUAUCUAGUUUAAAUACGCGACCCCAUUCCGAUGUGUAGUGGUAAUUAGUGGGUCAUCGCAUAGUUUUUGUAUUAUUUUGAGUGUGUGAUAACAGUAUUGUGUUGAUUGGUAAUUCCAAAACAUGGGACCAAUUAGAGAUUUAAUAAGUAGGUACUUAAGAUAAUUUUGAUGUGCUAUAUAAAUGUCACAAAGCGUAUAAUCGAUCGCAUUUAUUUGUAAAUCAUAUUUCAAAUGAGAUUAGUCGAUUUUAGUCAAAUGAAACUAUACGUUACAUAUUAUAUUAUUAAAUUAGUUAAGUUGCAAUGUUAUCUUUAAUCUUGUACGUUUUUAUUUAAGGUUUCAUAACCACGAUUAUACUAUAAUCUUAGUUACCUACUAUUGUUACCUAAUCUUGUAUACUAGUUAAAGAUUGGAAGCUAAAUUAGUGUCUACUUACAUAUAAGUAGUAAAUUAGGUCUAGGCACCUACUAUAUAAAUUAAAUUAUUUGUAACUUAUUGUUAUUUAAAGGUCGAGUUGUUAUUGACUAAGUUUGAAUUGUUAGAAAAAUCACGAUGUAUAUAAAGCAUUGAAUAGUGCCUUCAAGAGAUUAUUUUAGGUAGUAUUAUAAGAAACUUGUCUGUGUAUUAGAUAAGUAAUGUUUGUAAUCUCAAUGAUAUAAACUCGAAUCACCAUUAUCGUGUUAUUGCUUAGUUGCAUUAUGUGUAAUGCUUAUUUUCCCUGACAAGGUAAACGCCGAUGGCUGUUUACUUAUUAUUCAUCCGCCGUGCCGUCUGUUGCUAUUCUCAGGACAUCACCCUCGACAAGAUGUUCGCACACGUGGAUGUAUUUUCCUGUAUUACUAUCCAAGAUAAUCUAGUACACAUACUUCUGAUGACGUAUGCAGAUACUACUAACAUUGUAUGUUGGCGUAGUGGAACAUGUGACGACGGGAUGAUUUCUUUCCAGUGUGGAUAAGUUGCAGUAACUACGUAGGUAGGUAGUGUUUAAAGAUUCAAUUUUGUAAAAUCCUUUAAGCUGUGACUUUCCUGUGAGCUUCGUCAUACUAUACCGGUGCAAACUGAAUCAUACAAGACUUUAUCUGUAACUAGGAAUGGUGAAUGAGUCUGCAUUGCAGUGCAGUACUGCAAUAUUUUUACUAUUGCGCCAUAUAACAAAACAAUGUUUGGUUUUCCAAAGUAUCAUGAAUGAAAUUGUUAGAAUUAUUUGCUACGCUCCCGAAUUAAAACCAGGAUAAGUCUAUUAUUUUCAAUAGUAUACAUUCACCAAUAUCAUUGUACUGGUUGCCUUAUUUACAUUUGUG